UUUGAGUUCUCUUUUUCACAGACUCUAGGGGAUCCCACAAAUCCAACGAAAGAUUUUAUCUUUCGUGCAUUUUCAGAUUGACAGUGUCUUUCAACUUUUAACUUGUGCAGCUUCCUUUCUUAGGACCCCUACUAUAAAUGCCCCCAUUUCUCUGCCUAAACCAUUCAGUAUCAAUAAUGCUUAGCCUUCCCUGCCCCGUAUAAUUAAAUCAUCCUUCUCCCUCCUCCUUUCUCUCUGUUUUGUUUGUGAAUGCAAACUGGUUUUUUCAAACCUGUUAACUAAAUAUUUUCUCUGCUUUGAACUGUGCCUUUUCCAUCUAAGAUGGCUGAAAACUCUGCCACCACCGAACUUCGCCAACUUCAAGCCUUUGACAUUGAAGAUUCCAGAGAUGAUGUGAAUUCGCAAUCUCCAUACAAAUGCUACGACGACGAUGGCCGUCCUAAACGAACUGGAACUGUUUGGACUGCAAGUUCGCACAUUAUAACGGCUGUGAUAGGAUCAGGAGUUCUGUCCUUAGCAUGGGCUAUAGCUCAAUUGGGUUGGAUUGCUGGUCCUACGGUGAUGCUUUUGUUCUCCGUGGUCACUUUCUUCACUUCAUCGUUGCUAGCAGAUUGUUACCGUGUAGGGGAUCCUGAUACUGGAAAGAGGAACUAUAGUUACCCCGACGCAGUUCGCUCCAUUCUGGGAGGAGUGAAUGUGAAGCUGAUUGGGAUAAUUCAGUACCUGAAUCUUUUCGGGAUUACUAUAGGCUACACUAUAGCAGCUGCCAUAAGCAUGAUGUCAAUAAAAAGAUCUAAUUGUUUCCAUUCUUCGAGAGGAAAAAAUCCAUGCCACAUGUCAACCACCCCAUUCAUAAUCAUUUUUGGGGCAACUCAAUGUUUCCUAUCUCAGAUUCCAGACUUCGAUCAGAUUUGGUGGCUUUCCAUAGUUGCUGCAUUCAUGUCAGCCACCUAUUCUCUGAUUGGUCUUGUUCUUGGGAUCGUUAAGGUUGCAGAAACGGGUGAAUUCAAGGGAAGCCUCACGGGAGUGAGCAUCGGAACUGUAACUCAGGCCCAGAAAAUAUGGAGGACCUGCCAAGCCCUUGGUGACAUAGCCUUUGCCUACACAUUCUCUGUUGUCCUCAUUGAAAUUCAGGACACCAUAAAAUCUCCACCAUCGGAAGCAAAGACAAUGAAGAAGGCUACACUGAUUAGUACUAUCAUAACCACAACGUUCUACAUGCUUUGUGGCCUCAUGGGCUAUGCAGCUUUUGGAGACAUGGCACCUGGGAAUCUGCUAACUGGUUUUGGUUUCGACAACACAUAUUGGCUCAUAGACAUCGCUAAUGCUGCUGUAGUGAUUCACCUGGUAGGAGCAUACCAAGUGUUUUCCCAACCUAUCUUCGCUUUCAUUGAGAAGAAAGCAUCACAAAGAUGUCCCAGAAUCAAGAAAGAGUUCCGAAUUCGAAUCCCUGGUUUCUCCCCAUACAAUCUCAGCCUGUUUAGACUAGUGUGGAGAACAGUGUUUGUGAUGAUCACCACUGUCAUAUCAAUGUUGCUCCCAUUCUUCAAUGACAUUGUGGGAGUUAUGGGGGCUUUUGGGUUUUGGCCCUUGAACGUCUAUUUUCCUGUGAAGAUGUAUAUUUCACAGAAGAACAUCGCAAAAUGGAGUGGCAAGUGGAUUUGUCUUCAAUUGCUUAGCUUGACCUGCCUUUUACUAUCAGUCGUGGCUGUUACUGGCUCCGUGGCUGGUGUCUUGCUUGAUCUUAAGAAAUACAAACCGUUUAAGUCUGAUUAUUAGUAAGUUUCUUCCGUGCUGGUACAGUAAUAUGAUAUGUGGCUUGUUUGGGAAACCAGAGAGAGGGGAAAGAACCAUGUUUUGUUUGAGUAUGUUUAUUACUGGGGAAUGGGGAAUGUCCCAGUGAUUAAUAUCUGCCACAUGAUGGUUGUUUUAUUGGGUUAUGGGAUUCCACGUGCCGUUUUCCGCUUCUUCAACAUCCUUGGGUCUAGACAGAACUUUCAAACUUCUGCUCCAUGCAUGCUAAAAGGUCGUUGUCCUGUAGUUUGUUUUGUUCAAUAAAUGCAACUUCUUUUUUCCUUUGCGCUAACAAUAAAUGAAGCUGAAUUUACCUGUUUUGGCA
Molecule: messenger RNA, 2119 nt
Organism: Neltuma alba
Lineage: Eukaryota; Viridiplantae; Streptophyta; Magnoliopsida; Fabales; Fabaceae
Product: amino acid permease 4
Exons: 6
Coding region: 322-1779 (485 amino acids)
Source: RefSeq, a predicted model, not a curated record